This is a messenger RNA of Anoplophora glabripennis (Asian longhorned beetle), 957 nucleotides long. Its product is annotated as piggyBac transposable element-derived protein 4-like. The transcript has a single exon. The coding region runs from base 1 to 957 and encodes 318 amino acids. The record is from RefSeq and is a predicted model, not a curated record. Lineage: Eukaryota; Metazoa; Arthropoda; Insecta; Coleoptera; Cerambycidae.
AUGCCUAACAAGCCAAUAAAAUGGGGGUACAAGGUUUGGACUAGGGCAGAUGUACAUGGCUACAUAGACGAAUUUCAAAUAUAUACGGGAAAAGUUAACGAGACUGCAGAGAAAGAAUUAGGACCUCGAGUAAUUACAGAUUUGACCAGAUCUUUAGUUGGAAAACAUUAUUUUGUAUAUUUCGAUAAUUAUUUUACAUCCUUGGUACUACUGAGACAGUUGCAGAAGGAGAAUAUUCACGCGACAGGGACUAUUCGAAAAAAGAGAAAAGGAAUUCCAGAUGAUUUUAAAACCGAUAAAGAACUCAAACGUGGCGAUUUUGAUUGGCGAGUAACUGAUGAUGGAAUUUCCUGCGUCAAAUGGAUGGACAAGAGAAUAGUUCUGUUAGGUUCCAAUUAUGAAAAUCCGUCUGACACUGACCAUGUAGUAAGGAGAAAGAAGAAUGGUGAAACGGAGAAUGUUCCGUGCCCUAAAGUCUUGAAAAAUUAUAACCAAAACAUGGGUUUUGUCGACAAAGCCGAUAUGCUGAAGAAAACAUACCAAAUUGAUAGAAUGAGUAAAAAAUGGUGGCCGCGAAUAUUUUGGCACUUUAUUGAUGUCAGCGUAGUCAAUGCGUUUAUAAUUUUUCAGCAACGAUGUGGAAACAAUAGAGGCAUGAAUCUAAAGGCGUUUCGUUUGGCUGUAGUGACAGGAUUGGUAGGAGCUGGAAAGGAAACAGUGAAAAAGGGAAGAGCAAGUUUGGAACAGAAAAAUGUGAAUAACUACAAGCCAACAGUACCACUUGAAAAAAGAUGGGAUCAGUCUUUACAUAUGCCGGUUUAUGGAAAUUACCGACGUUGUGCUCUCUGUAGUAACCGAGAUCAUCAAAGACGAUCUAAAUGGGCUUGCGAUACUUGUGGUGUUGCUUUAUGUUUGUUCGAUAAAAAAGACUGUUUUCAAAGAUUUCAUAAGAAAUAA